Messenger RNA from Musa acuminata AAA Group (dessert banana), 1114 nucleotides. Its product is annotated as ethylene-responsive transcription factor ERF039-like. The transcript has 2 exons. The record is from RefSeq and is a predicted model, not a curated record. Gene Ontology annotation, biological process: regulation of DNA-templated transcription. NCBI's taxonomy places the organism in Eukaryota, Viridiplantae, Streptophyta, Magnoliopsida, Zingiberales, Musaceae. Gene Ontology annotation, molecular function: DNA binding; DNA-binding transcription factor activity. The coding region runs from base 244 to 948 and encodes 234 amino acids.
CCCAACCCAUCGUAUUCCUUCUCUUUCUUCAUCGUCUUCCUUCUCCUCUCUAUCUCUGGAGGAAAAGUGCUUGCUUUUGUGGUUCUUCUCCUCUCUGGUGGCAUUUCGAAUCCUAAUUCCCACUUUAUCCUCUCUCUCUCUCUCGCGCGCGCGUAUGGGCAGUUUCCGCCUGCCUUAAGGCAAGUUUAAGACUCGGUGGGGGGCAAACCAAUCCCAACCCAAAAGAUCGCUUCGUGGAAGUCAAUGGCGUAUCUUCAGAAUCCCUCUGAGACUGACAGAAGGGACAAUUCCGUGUCUUCCAACUCCUCCCUGUGUUCUUCUUCAUCUUCCCCAUCUCUGGGCCUUCAUCAUCAGCAAGUGAAGCCUGCCAAGAAGGCGGCCAAGGGCGGGGGCGGCGGCGCCGAGAAGCGGCAGCGCGACCAGAGCAGGCACCCGGUAUACCGCGGCGUGCGGAUGCGGAAUUGGGGGAAGUGGGUUUCGGAGAUCCGGGAGCCACGUAAGAAGUCACGUAUCUGGCUGGGGACGUUCCUGACGCCGGAGAUGGCGGCGCGGGCCCACGACGUGGCCGCGCUCAGCAUCAAGGGCGCCGCCGCCAUCCUCAACUUCCCCGAGCUGGCCGCCUCCCUCCCCCGCCCCGCCACCCUCGCCCCCCGCGACAUCCAGGCGGCCGCCGUGAAGGCCGCCGCCAUGGAGCCCGCCGCUGUUCCGGAGUCUCCCGGGUCCUCGCCCCCUGCCGACGACGAGCUCGGGGAGAUCGUCGAGCUGCCGCGGCUGGACGAAUGGUUCCUCGACUCAACCGAUCCAGGCUCCGAGUUCGUCUACCACCACGACCCGCUCGACUCGUUGCUCUGCCCGGACAGCGAUCCUUACGCCGCGCCGUCGGCUCAGAUGUCAUGGUCGGACGCUUUGGUCCCAACAAACCUCGACACUCGUAUAUGGGAGUUCUGAGUCACACAAAUGUCAACCCUCUCUCUCUCUCUGUCUCCUUUCGAAUGCCCUUUCAAUUUUUCUGCAGGGCUAAAUUGCUCUUCUCUCUUCACUCUCUUGUUAGUAGCUUCAUGGAGCUCAUAAUGUCCAUGCAAUUCCAGAUCAAAUGCACAGUUGUUACUCGUUU